This is a messenger RNA of Pimephales promelas (fathead minnow), 2443 nucleotides long. RefSeq names its product eva-1 homolog A, regulator of programmed cell death a (gene eva1aa). NCBI's taxonomy places the organism in Eukaryota, Metazoa, Chordata, Actinopteri, Cypriniformes, Leuciscidae. The record is from RefSeq and is a predicted model, not a curated record. Gene Ontology annotation, molecular function: carbohydrate binding.
UCCAGACUGAAGUCAUGGAAUCAGACAUCUCUUCAUGUCCUGCAGUCUGAUCAUCAGGAAUCAUCGGAUCUGAUGGGACAUUUAAGGAUGUUUUUCCCUGAUGUCUCAUAUUCACUGCUGUUGUUGGGAAUCUCGUGUCUGACUGGCUUCACUAAGACUUCACAGGAGUUCUCAGGUUAUCUGUCCCGUGUGCUGAGGAAUUACACUGAACAGGCGUGUGACGGAGAAUUCCUGACUGUCCGCUGCCCGCCCAGAACCUCCAUCACCGUCCAAUCGGCUUUCUACGGCAGAGAAGACCCCGCCCACUCACCUCAGUGCCCAUCCACUUACAGCAGUGCUGGAACACGCUCGGUGAAUGACUUCACUUCCUGUCAUGUGUCUACAUCUUUGCAGAAGAUGUUGGAUGAAUGCGAGGACAGGCGGAGAUGUCAGGUUCUUGUCAACAGUCGUUUGUUUGGGACGGACCCCUGCCCGACCAUCAGCAAAUACCUCAGUGUGCGGUACAAGUGCAGGCCGAAUGAGUAUAAGAGUAAAGUGGUGUGUGAAGGGGAGCGGUUGCGCUUGGGCUGUAAGACGGGGAUGCAAAUCGCGGUUUAUUCCUCCAUGUUUGGCCGCACGCAGAAGGGAACGCUGGAGUGUCCUCCACACCACCAGAGAGCGCCGUCUGUCGACUGCUCGUCUGAUGUGGCUCUGGCGGUGAUGACAUCACGUUGCCAGGGGAAACGCUCCUGUGUGGUCCGCGCCUCUACACAAGAGUUUGGAGACCCCUGUUACCGUGGCACCCGCAAAUACCUCAGCGUGAUACACACCUGUGUCCCAAAGAAACUCGUGCAGGAGUCGGUUUCCAGGCAUCCGUCGUUCCCCUCUCCCCCAUCAGUGCCUCAUGACCCCAACGUGGUGGGAGACAGCGCCCCUCCUGACGGGACCCCGUCUCUGACCUCGGACUCCGCGCCAGGGAGGUCGACACGAGGCCGGAGUUCUGGUCCGUUUUCGGAAGAGCCGGAUCCGUCUGGAGAAAGCGAUCCGAACCCAACCGUCUCCAGCGUGAUCAGACCAGACAUGACUCUCAUCAGCAGCAUGCUGACGGCCUACACCUACAUCACAGAGCACCCAGAGGGAUGCGCGCUGUUUUUCAUGUGCGGUGUGUGUGCGGGUCUGUUCCUCACACUCUUCGCGCUGGUGGUUCAGAUUUCCUGCCGUACAGACUGUAAACGCCAUCGCAGCGUCGCUAAGAAGCGGCCGAGACCCGCGGACUCCGCCAGCGACAGCAGCGACUCUGAUUCGGACUGGGACUCGAGCUCAGACCUGUCGGCCCGCCGGCACCGGCGCUUCGAGCGCACGCUCAACACCAACAUCUUCACGUCGGCGGAGGAGCUGGAGCGAGCGCAGCGGCUGGAGGAGAGAGAGCGGAUCAUACGGGAAAUCUGGAUGAACGGACAGCCCGACGUCCCGGGAACGCGUAGCUUGAAUCGCUACUAUUAGAUCCGGAUGUGAAGCUACUAUUCUGAACGCUGAAAUGUUUGCCACGCGUGGCAUUAAACUACACAUUUCCUUUGCAGUGGAAAUAAGCUCUUGGUUGCGGCGUGAUUUAUCCGCAACCUUCGCUAUGCAGAGGUGAAAGGUCAAAUGCUGCGUUCCCACCAGUCGCAUGUGGAAAUAUUCCUACUUGAUGUCCAUCAUCUCGCAGUUUUUGAAUUCACCCAAGUUGGAAGUGUCGUUCCGCUGAACUUCCAAGUAGGAAGUUGGACAUUCCAGUUUUUAGUGCAGCUGAAGCUAAGGCUCAUGGGAGAUGUAGUUCACUUGAGUCUAUAGGCAGCUCUGAGAGGUGUGAUUAGCUCUAAGCACUGUGAUUGGUUCUUCACUCUGCCUGUCAAACAGUGAGGACCGCCUUCUGCGCGGAGAGGCGUCAACAAAUUAAGUGCCUUGCAGUUUGAUCCGACAAAAUACACAUACAGUGGGACUAAAACGUAUUUGGACACUCACACAUAUCUAAAUGUCAUUGCAUUAGCAAACAAAGAACAAGCCAGGCUGCAUUUCCAAGUAAAUGAUGCAAGAGCUUCACUUUUCUGCAUCACAAUGCAUUGUUCGGUAACACUUUACAAAAAGGUUCCAUUUGUUAACAUGAACUAACAAUGAAAUACUUAUUAAUCUUAUUAUUCAAAUAAUUGAAUGAAAACUGUAUUUUAUUUAAUGAGAAAAAAAUCUGUUAUGGAGCUAAUAUGAAUUAGCAAUGAACAUACUUUAACAUAAAUAAUAAAUACUUUAACAUGUAUUGCAAAUUAUUAGUUCAUUUUAGUCAAUGCGUGAGACCUUGUUGGAAAGUGUUACCCAUAUUUCAUCUUUAUCACUAGAUAAUUAAAUCAUCUAUCAUAUUUUUUAUGUUUUCAACCAAGAGCAACUUGGUUUGAUAUUUUACUUUCAAAUGCAAUGACAUUUGUACAUU